Pleurotus ostreatus (oyster mushroom) is the source of this 348-nucleotide messenger RNA. RefSeq lists its product as uncharacterized. The transcript is spliced from 3 exons. NCBI's taxonomy places the organism in Eukaryota, Fungi, Basidiomycota, Agaricomycetes, Agaricales, Pleurotaceae. Bases 1 to 348 code for a protein of 115 amino acids. The record is from RefSeq and is a predicted model, not a curated record.
AUGGAAGGAGAGACAGAUUGGGGAAUCAGACGGACGGGCGGGGAUGUGGGAUGCGCCGAAGUCGUUCCCGGCGAAGUCUGCCCCAUCUCCUCCAUCCCCUUCGCUCCUGCUGCACCACUGCCUCUAUCAAUGCAUCACCAUGUGCCGUCGGCGGCGCUCGACAUUUCAUGGAGACCUCUGGCCGAUCGUCUGCUCCUCCAGCAGCAUCACAACGACGAGAGGAGUGGUUGCACGGCAAAGGAGAGAGGGAACGUUGCUGGAGAUAUCGCCCAAGCUGCGAACGACCAAGGGACGCAUGAACGAAGAUGCAAACUGCCAGAUAACGUCCACGCGCACCUUCUACAUUAA